UGUGACUUCCUCACCUGCCAUCCUCCUUGACCUUGAUUGUUCAUUGAGGGCCUAUAUCACACCAUGCCGCCGCGUCUCAACCUUUUCACCGCACGGGCGGUCCCCGUCCUUCGUCAGUCCGCCAACAGCUCGGCUGCUUCCCGACGCAGUUUUGCGACCAUCCUCAACACCAACCGGCCUUGCGCGGCCUCGAUUGGCCAUGGCUUGAAGUCCGGCCUGUCGGCUUCCGUUCGGACACAGAGGAGGUGCAGCUCCUCGGGCUCUGAUGGUCAGGAUAGACCCAAGGGCCCGACCGAGGACCCUUUGCCCCAUGUUAGCGAAGAGGCCGCGGAGGUCAGCAAGAUCAUGGAUAAGAAGUGCGAUGGUACCCCGGCCAGUCCUGAAUUGGAACAGGGAACGCCUAUUUCUGAGAUUCUGCAACGUGAUAAAGAGGCCCUGAAGCAUAUGCCCAAGGUCAUGCAAGACCAGAUGAAGCGCCCCUCCGGUAGCCGUUCAUUCUCGACGUCCGCUCGCCGCCUGCAGCCAGAACUUCAGGGAAAGGAAUUCGAUGAUGCCUCGGCGUCGGUCGUUGCCAACAUGAUCUCCCAGGUCAACCAGCAGGCCACCGAACUGCACCCUGGACUCAAGUUCGAAGUGCCCGAGAACCUUCCCAAGACUGAGAACUUCCGCAAGAGAUACGAGACGAUAGUGGAGCAGUUCACUAAGCUGCUUAUGCAAGAUGGCAAGCUGAGCAAGGCUCAGAACACUAUGGCAUUCAUUCUGGAUCACUUGCGCACUGCUCCUCCCCCGAACAUCAACCCCCGGCGCCGCUUGCUCCCGGGCCCUCCCGCUCCUCAGCUCCCUCUUAACCCCGUCCUCUAUCUCACCUUGAUUGUCGACUCUGUCGCGCCUUUGCUCAAGCUCCGUCAACAGAAGGGUAUCCUUGGUGGUGGUGUGUCUGUGCAGGUCCCUUCUCCUCUCGCUCUGAGACAGCGCCGGAGAACCGCGAUCAAGUGGAUCAUCGAUGCCUCUGACAAGCGUAAGGAUAGUCUGUUUGGCCAGCGCGUGGCUAACGAGCUGGUUGCUGUUGCUGAGGGCCGCAGUGGAGUGUGGGAGAAGAGAGAGCAGGUGCACAAGCUUGGUGUGGCUGGCCGUUCUAACCUUGGAUUGGUUGCGCGCCGGAGCGCUAGUCGCGGCUGGGACCCUCUCCAAUUCUGGCCAAUUCUGGUCCCCGGAAAGCAGCUUAUCUCGUUAGCGGCACGACCUGAGAACGUGGAACGUCGCCCAUUCAACACCCUCGCACAAAUACGCUGGACAGUCUCCGGCCGCUGUCUCUGCUGCCCCGCUCUUCCCUGUCUCUUUUCCUUCCUGUCCAACACCGUGUCGUCGAAUGCCGGCGAUCGAACCUGGGCACGCAUCGCUUCUGCGAGGGGUGCCUCUCCCGACGAUAACGACGUAACCCCAAGCGGCCAGUCCAUCGAACUCGGCCAGUAUCCUGACACACCUGCCACAACUGCCCGCCAGUCUCACGCGACUCUUCCUCCUACCCAGCUGACUGACCCAGGCUCUGACUUUCCUCCCUACCAUCGUACAGACCACCGGGAAGGUCAUCCUCAGAAGUCUACACCGCGGGACAAACCAGUUAUCAUCAAAUAUUGGAUAGAAGCUCUUCGUCGUCACCCUCACCGCCACCAGACUAGCGGUUCUGCCGACAAGAUGAAGUUCUCACAUAGCAUUCAGUUCAAUGCGGUGCCGGACUGGAGUGCUUAUUAUCUGGCUUACAGCAAUCUCAAGAAAUUGAUUUACUCCUUAGAACAGGAAGUGCAUAGAUCGGCCGGACAUGACCAUGUAGAUGUUGAACAAGCGCCAUUGUUAGAUGGCGGCAGUCUGAACACUGAUGCGAUAUUUCGUCGGGCUCUGGAUGCAGAGUUGGAGAAGAUCUGCUCGUUUUAUCAAUCCAAGGAGGCGGAGAUAUUUACAGAGGUCGAGGACGUCCUCAGAGAUGCCGAGGAAUAUGCGCACAGGGCCGAUACGAUGAAUGUCGAUCCCAUGAGUGAUGCCAUGGUCAAGGGUCGCACAGCCAGUUCAAGCUCCAGACAGCGGCCUGGGAGCAUUGUUCGUCCGGUGCCAUCGAACCAGGAACGGCGUCAUAGCGCAUUCAGUGAAACUCUGGCCGAUGAUGACGAUGACGAUGCAGACAGUGACGACGAACCCGCGCAUCAAUAUCGACCGCAGUCGCAUGGCGCUGAGUCUAGCAAUCCGGAUGGUAGUCGUACGGACGACAUGAGGGACUCUGUGCUCUGGGGUGCCGAUUCUCGGAUUCUGGGCUACAGCGGUCCGUCCACGCACCGCGGGGGUGCACACGACGAGCACUUUUCAGAUCCAAUUGUCGUAGAUCUCUACAACUCGGGGCUCUCGCUGAAGAAGCGGGCUGUUGCGACUUAUGUUUCCAUCUGUGGACUCAAGUCGUACAUUCAGCUUAACAAGACCGGAUUCUCCAAGGCGCUGAAGAAGUACGAUAAGAUCCUUGACCGCAAUCUGCGUCGGGAGUACAUGAAUUCCGUCGUGUCUUUGACGUAUCCAUUCAAAGACUCUACCAUGGAAAAGGUGGAUGACAACAUUCGCAAAGUCGAAGAGGUUUACGCGAAUGUCGUCACCACCGGUAACAUUCCCCUCGCCAAACGUGAACUCCGCCUGCACCUCAGGGAACAUGUUGUUUGGGAGCGAAACACGGUUUGGAGAGAGAUGAUUGGUAUCGAAAGGAAGGCCCAGGCUGCGAACGUCGGUAUUCGCAGGACGCUUCUGGGCGGAGACGAGGAUCCUUCCAAAGCUCGACGCCAGGGGGACGAGCAGGAAGUGGUGUCCAAGAUGCUCAGGACGCCGUUUGGAGUCAUCCGAAUUCCACAAUGGCUCUGUAGUUUGAGUCUCGUCACCCUUGUUCUCAUCCUGCUUGUCUUUGGCAUUUUGUUGUCCGUCCCGAUAAUGGAGAAGCCGGAACAGCAGAAUUGUCUGGCCAUGCUUGUUUUCGUCAGCUUGCUGUGGGCUACAGAGGUUAUUCCUCUAUUCGUCACAUCGCUACUCAUUCCUUUCCUCGUCGUGAUGCUCCGUAUCAUGUUAUCCGACAACAAGCCCCACGAACGCUUAGGCGCGAAGGAAGCCACCGCCGCUGCUUUCAGCGCCAUGUGGACGCCAGUCAUCAUGCUGCUGCUUGGAGGCUUCACCAUCGCUGCAGCGCUGUCCAAGUACGAUAUUGCUCGUCGUAUGGCCAUGUUCGUCCUGAGUAAAGCCGGGUCCAAUCCCAACAUCUUGCUGCUCACCAACAUGUUUGUGAGCAUGUUUCUGAGUAUGUGGAUCAGCAAUGUCGCCUCGCCGGUGCUCUGCUACUCGAUCAUCCAGCCUCUGUUGCGUAAUCUGGCGCCCGAUUCCAGCUUUGCCAAGUCCCUUGUUUUAGGUAUUGCUUUGGCCGCCAACGUGGGCGGUGCCGCGUCGCCAAUCGCGUCGCCUCAAAACAUCAUCGCUUUGCAGAAUAUUUAUCCGAGCAUGAGCUGGGGGACCUGGUUCUUCAUCUCACUGCCAGUGUGCAUUCUCUCCAUUGUCGCGAUCUGGAUGCUUCUGGUGCUUACCUUCAAGCCUGGUCGCGAGACGGCCGUCGCCAUCCGUCCCUUGAAAGACAAGUUUACAGGAGUUCAGUGGUUCAUCAGUCUUGUCACGCUGUCAACCAUUGCGUUGUGGUGUGGCAGUCACCAACUCGAGCAUAUUUUCGGAGACAUGGGCGUUAUCGCCAUUAUUCCGAUGGUCCUGUUCUUCGGCACGGGUAUCCUAAAUAAAGAGGAUUUCAACAACUUCCUCUGGACGAUCAUCAUUCUGGCCGCUGGUGGUCUUUGCCUCGGAAAAGCCGUCACGUCCUCGGGUCUCCUUCACACCCUUGCGAAUGCCAUCCGCCUGCGGGUGGAGCACCUCAGUCUCUAUGGUGUGCUGCUUGUGUUCUCCGCCCUCAUCCUGGUCAUUGCCACGUUCAUCUCCCACACUGUGGCCGCCCUGAUCAUGCUCCCGCUUGUGCGACAGAUCGGACUCGGCAUGGAUGACCCGCACCCGAACCUGCUCGUGAUGGCGAGCGCAUUGAUGUGUUCGGUAGCCAUGGCUCUGCCGACCAGUGGCUUCCCUAACAUGACGGCCAUCAUGACCGAGGUGCCCCAGACGGGUCAGCGGUAUCUGCAAGUCCGUCAUUUCUUCACCCGCGGUAUCCCCGCCAGCUUGAUGUCCUUUGCCGUGAUUGUAACGGUAGGAUACGGGCUGAUGUACAUUGCUGGACUGUGA
Molecule: messenger RNA, 4296 nt
Organism: Aspergillus eucalypticola CBS 122712
Lineage: Eukaryota; Fungi; Ascomycota; Eurotiomycetes; Eurotiales; Aspergillaceae
Product: putative plasma membrane phosphate transporter Pho87
Exons: 8
Coding region: 64-4296 (1410 amino acids)
Biological process (GO): monoatomic anion transmembrane transport; polyphosphate metabolic process; phosphate ion transport
Cellular component (GO): membrane
Molecular function (GO): phosphate transmembrane transporter activity
Source: RefSeq, a predicted model, not a curated record